GUUUUUCUUAAUACAUAUAUAUUUCAACGUCACUCAGCGGUCCGGGAGAAGCACCCAAAACGAAGCGCCUCUAAUAGAAUGACUCCGCUGCGUGUAUGGAAUCCGACGCUCUGCACGCUGCAGUUGGUGUUUAGUCGGCCGGGCGGCUCGUCCGCGCCGAUCCAGGCCGGCUCCCCCUAUCAGGGCACGUCCGUCAUUCGGUACCGCCUGCAGUCCCUCACCGAAGAAGAGGAGGCGGGAGUGAACUCGGUCGCGAGCGGCAACGACGUCUCUUCCUCGUCGUUCUCGGAGUACGAGGAGUUCCUCCAGCAUCGACGUGUCGUUGCGGCGAAGCACGCGCUGCACCUCCAUGCCCUUACCACCGCUGGCGGGCUUUACCAGGAUGCAUCGCCGCUGCAGGUGAUGAGCUACCAGGUUCAAUGCGUGUCGUCCUCGCCGUCUGGAGGUGGAAAGGGUGGAGUGCUGAAGGUGCUUGCCGUAGAGCAGAUGGACGCCGGUGCGGCUGCAUCGACUUCCAACAACGGGAACGGCGAUGCUGUCCCUGGACAAAAAACAAAAGAAAAAGGGUAACAUGAACAACAAGAGCAGCACGGCGGCGUCGAAUGCCGCUGUGGAGAAUGCGUCCGUGGACUGGGGCUCCAAGCUGGUGUUGUUUGAAAGAUGCGACACGCUGCCUCUCCACAGUGAAGUGGAACUUACCGUGCAAUUCACCGGCACGGUCCAGGCCUUCGAUCACGGCGGCAUCUACGCCGCCAGGACAGAGGGCACGAGCAACUCGGCGGAGGACCGAGCACUGCUCACCCACCUCGAGGUCCGCUUUGCCCGCUGCGCCUUUCCGUGUCCCGACGAUCCGCAGUACCGCCUCGACUGGCAGCUCAAGAGCGUACAACUCCCGGACAGCUACACAGCCGUGCUGACCAACGGUGAGGAGCAGGGGCGAAGGGCGUUGACGGCGCAACGAGCGGUGCAGCGAAGCUUUGCACCCUGUGGACCACUGCCGGCCUACUCCUUCUCCUUUGCGUGUUUUCCAGAGCCGCUGGAGGAGGUGGCAUCAACGAUGGCGAUUCCUGAGUUCGCUGGUGGCAUCGCAGAGGGACUGCAAAGUCAUGCAGGUACGAUACCCUGUGCCACGAUUCCGGUACGAGUGCUGGCGCGUCGUCAGGCUCGUAUCCCGGCGGCGACGCUGGAGCGCGUUCUGCACAUUACAAAGGAGGCCGUCGCGACCCUCCAGCAGCGCUUUGACUGCCCCCUGCCGCUGCUUCAGUGUCGCCAUUUAGACGUCUUGCUGGGGCCGACGAUGCCGUUCAUCUCUGGCAUGGAGCACCACUGCUGCAUCAUCCUCAAUGAGACGAUGUACCAAUCCGGGAAGAAAGCCUCAGGUGGUGGGGGUAGCGCAGAAGCGGAGCAGACAGAGUUGAUUAUCCAUGAACUGGCGCAUCAUUGGAUGGGCAACGCACUAGGGCUGCCUUUCCCAGUGAAGGAAGGUGUUUGUCAGGUGUUGGAGCAGUGCAUCGGGGACACCCUCUUGGGGAAGCCGAUGCGCAAAUUUAAGCCCGACAGCGCCGCCGUUGCUCCUGCUGGCGCCACAGGCAACCAAGAUGCUGCCGUCAGCACCAAAACCAACCCAAUUUCCCAGAUGAUUCAGGCCGCUGAGAAGGGCCACGAAUUCACAGGGUCGUCGUACCAGCAAGCCCUGAAGGCGAUUAGACACUUCGUCGCUGACAGAGGCUUCGCGGUGUUUGAACGCUCUCUCCGACACAUUGUGCACGCGCAAGUGUUACUCCCCACCAUCGCCGUGGAGGAGCAGGGCGGUACUCAGAUGCUGCGCUGCGUUGGUGGUGACGUGCCCCCUCCUCCGUAUUUGAGCACCGAAGCCUUUUUGCGCUCAAUGAAGUUGUUGUCGUCGUAG
This is a messenger RNA of Leptomonas pyrrhocoris, 1909 nucleotides long. RefSeq names its product putative aminopeptidase. Gene Ontology annotation, cellular component: cytoplasm. The record is from RefSeq and is a predicted model, not a curated record. Lineage: Eukaryota; Euglenozoa; Kinetoplastea; Trypanosomatida; Trypanosomatidae. The transcript has a single exon. Gene Ontology annotation, molecular function: peptide binding; zinc ion binding; metalloaminopeptidase activity. Gene Ontology annotation, biological process: proteolysis; peptide catabolic process. The coding region runs from base 533 to 1909 and encodes 458 amino acids.